Molecule: messenger RNA, 717 nt
Organism: Trachymyrmex cornetzi
Lineage: Eukaryota; Metazoa; Arthropoda; Insecta; Hymenoptera; Formicidae
Product: THAP domain-containing protein 5-like
Exons: 4
Coding region: 131-679 (182 amino acids)
Source: RefSeq, a predicted model, not a curated record
AUAUUGGAUUAAACUGGUUGAAAGCAUAAAAUGAAAAAAAAAAAAAAGAAAAUAGUCUCGGUUGAUCGAUUAUAAAGUGAAAAUAUAUAGUGAAAAGUAUCAACACUUGUGCAAAUUAUAAGGAUAUCAGAUGUGUCGAUUUCCAAAAGAUUCGGAAAGAAAAAGUAUAUGGAUCCAGAAUAUGAAUCGUACAGAUUGGAUUCCAAUUUCAGAUGCAAGAUUAUGUGAUGUCCAUUUUGCCCCUCAUAUGUGGAUGACGAGAAAAGAUGGCUCACGCAGAUUAAAAUCUGAUGCAGUUCCAACAAUAUUCGGUGAGAAUUUGCCAACGUCUAUAACAAGGCAGAACACAAUGACCGAAGCUGCAGAGACUGAUAUGUUUGAAAAUGCUGCAAAUGAAAUGGAAGAAGAAAUGGAAAUCAAUGAAGAAGAUAUCACCGAAGAAGAAAAAAAUGAUGUAUUAAGCAUUCUAUCUAAUAGAACAGAAACUUCAGAUCCAUGUGUUUUACAACGUUUGGAGAAAUUGGAAAUGCUUUGGAAAAAAAGUGAACGCUUAAGAUUGCGAAUGAAGAAAAAAUUGCAACAGGCGAAAAGAAGAAUCAAGAGGCUUCAAACUGAAAUCGUACCAUCGUCUGAUAUACAUCCAGCUAUCAAAGGAAUUGAAUUUCAUCCUUACACAUAGGAUAUGAGACAUAAUUGCAAUUAAAAUGACAAAUUUUG